This is a messenger RNA of Xiphias gladius (swordfish), 4332 nucleotides long. RefSeq names its product ral guanine nucleotide dissociation stimulator-like 1. The transcript has 17 exons. Gene Ontology annotation, molecular function: guanyl-nucleotide exchange factor activity. Lineage: Eukaryota; Metazoa; Chordata; Actinopteri; Istiophoriformes; Xiphiidae. Gene Ontology annotation, biological process: positive regulation of GTPase activity; Ras protein signal transduction. The coding region runs from base 447 to 2708 and encodes 753 amino acids. Gene Ontology annotation, cellular component: plasma membrane. The record is from RefSeq and is a predicted model, not a curated record.
ACCUUCCUAUUUUCCACAGACACACCUCCUCUCACUACUCUUACAGUCAAGACUUCCAGCAGAAAGUCGCCUCCCACUAUAAAGAUCAGUGAGUUUCGGCUAGGCUGUGUGCUGUCGGAGAGGAAACCUACCAGAGGGUUACGGUGGGCUCAAAUCAUUUCACAGCACAGCACGAAAGUUAGAACAGCUCAGGUCUCUCCGUGUUCGCUCUGAUAGAGACAAAUUUCUAUGCCGGCGUAAAAUGUAGCGAAUACUCUGCGGUGAAAGCCGUCUUUGUAUUUGUAAUACAGGCGCGUUAAUGUAGCUCCAAAUAGGAGAAUUAAAAAAGCGUUUUUAUUAUACCAAGAUGCAACCUUAAACUUUCUCCAUUGCAAGGUGGAAGCUGAAUUUCAGUCCAACAAUUCCUGUCAAGAUGGAAACCAGCACUCCUUAGCCAAGCAGACGAAAUGGGAAAAUGGGAGUUAACAAUGAACCCAGUGCAGGAGUGGGGUGAAGAGUACGAGGAUGGCGCAGUUUAUGGGGUCACUCUGCGUCGAGAGCCCAUUCCUUCUCCCCCAAACCCCAGUGAGACAUUUCCAUGCUGCGCUUUUGUCCAGUACCGAACCUGCAAGGUGCGGCGUCUGAAGGCCGCUACCCUGGACCUGCUAGUGACUCAUCUCCUCGAUACCGACUGCCAGGAGCAAGAUUAUGGCAAGAUCUUCCUCUCCACAUACAGAACCUUUACCAGUACCUCUAACGUCAUAGAGCUGCUCUUUAAUAGAGACAGUGCUGCCUCAGAUCUGGACAACAAUGAAUGCUAUAGGAGCCCUCUGUUGGCCUUUGUCCAGACGUGGUUGGAUGAGUACAGUGAGGACUUCAGGGAUCCUCCCGUGCACAUGGCACUCAGGCUGCUGUUGGAUCACCUGAGGAUAAGCUCUGCAGUGCAUGGCAGCCAAUCCAACUUCUGUUCGUUGGCUGGGCAAGCUGAGGCUCUGCUCAAGAGGUUCCAGAAAGAAGAAGCUGAGACAAAUGUCAGUUCUGGCCUGGCAGAUCUGGAACAAAAGGAGGAGGGAUCUGGUGAUGAGGAUUCAGGAUGUGAAAACUCUGUUUAUCAAGGUGAUAUCAUGGAUUUCUCCGCUGCAGCUGUUGCUGAACAGCUCACCCGAAUGGAUUCUGCUUUAUUUGUCAAAGUGGUGCCUUACCAGUGUCUGGGUUGUGUGUGGUCUCGAAGAGACAAGGAGGAAAACAUGUCUCCCACCAUACGGGCCACCAUUGCGCAGUUCAAUGCCAUCACCAAUCAGGUCAUCAUGUCCCUGCUCUGCCAGCCUACAGACCCCACCUCCAGUCCCACUUCCUCCUGCCAGCCUCCCACUACUCCAGCGCAAAGGGCCCGCAUCAUAGAGAAGUGGAUUAGAGUUGCACAGAACUGUCGCUGGUUGAAGAACUUCUCCUCUCUCAGGGCAAUCCUGUCAGCCCUUCAGUCUAAUGCAGUUUACAGGCUGAGGAAGACCUGGGCUGCUGUUAGCAGGGAUAGCAUGGCCACAUUUAAUAACCUCUACGAAACCUUCCCUGAUGAGAACUGUGUUCUAACCAACAGAGAGUUCCUGGGGGAGGACAGAUGCCAAGCGACUGUUGAUAACGUUUCUCCAAAGAUAUCCAAGCAGUGUCCGAUACCCAGACAGAAGAGUACCUCAAGUGGAGUGAUUCCUUACCUGGGUACCUAUCUGACUGUCCUCACCAUGCUGGACACUGCUCUGCCAGACACUCUGGAGGGUGGGCUCAUAAACCUUGAGAAGAGGAGGAGGGAGUUUGAGGUUCUGUCACAGAUUCGUGUGCUGCAGGUAUCCUGUUCCCAGUACAACCUGCCCAGUCACCCCAGAAUCGCUGCCUGGCUCCAGGCACACAAGCUGCUCACGGACCAGGAGAGCUAUGAACUGUCAAGACAGCUGGAGCCUCCAGUGGACCUAUGUUCACCAACUCUCUGGAGCCAUCGAACACUCACAAAGAAACUCUCCAGUCUCCUGACAAUGAGCAAUGGAUCUAAGAAACUCCCUGCCGACCAGAUCAGUGUUUCAUCUUCUGGAUCCAGUGGAUCUGAAAUGGAGGAUCUCACCUCCCCAAACUCGGCCUGUUCCAUCAAACUGCAGUCCUUUCACAGCUCAUGCAACAAUCUGUCUGAGGCCUUCUCUUCCUCCUUGUUCUCCUCUUCCUCAUCCUCCCCUUGCUCCUCCACGGCUUCCUCUGCAGACUCCCCUUCUCCCUCUAGCUCCUCGUCUGACUGCCAGACGGACCUCUGCUCCCCAGCCUCGUCAUGUGAUGGUGCCUGGCCAAAGCCUACUUUGGCCUCUCAUCACAAAAGAUCUGUGUCCAUGACCUCCCUCCCUGUGUAUAACUAUCAGGUGGCUGACUCCUGCAUAGUCAGGGUGAGCAUGGACUUGGCCCAGAACAAUGGCAACAUGUACAAAAGCAUUCUGUUAACCAGCCAGGACAAAACUGCUCAGGUGAUUCAGAGGGCACUGGAAAAGCAUCACCUUGAGCACAUGAACUGGCAGGAGUUUACCCUGAUACAGGUCAUGUCCCAGGAAAGAGAGUUUCUUAUACCGGACAAAGCAAAUGUCUUCUAUGCUAUGUCCACAAUGGCAAACUUUGACUUUGUUUUGCGGCAAUUUCCCAAAGGCCAGAAGAAACCACUGAGGGCCACAUCUAGCCUUGGACGAUACACAAAGUAGUGCCUCUAGUCUACAAAUUCUCCACCUGAAGAACUCAUCAGACGUUCCUGGAAAGUGGUCUUUAUCUUAAUAGUUGUUUUAUAAGAAAAGUAUGUUGUCAGAGAUGGGAUAUCCUUUAUUACCCAUUUUCACAAAAGAGGUAAAAAUAUCAACUUUUUAACAUGAUUGACAAGAUGAUGCAAAAGCACUUUAUUAAGAAAAAUGCUGGAAAUAACUGAUGAAGCUUAAAAACAACGGGAUCGGACAUGGUUUAUUAUUAUUCUUUUUAUAAUAAACUGGGUAUGAAUCCUACCAUUAAACCACAAAAGAAAAAAAAUUAACCCAUUCCUUGACUUUCCCAGAGGUGUGUUGGUAAUUGAUUUUUUUUCUCAAGUCUGCUGCUAGAUGUCACUUCCAAUAACUCUAUGGGUAUGAAGAUGUGCAAAGAAACAAACUCCCCCAGAAAUCAACACGACAUCAGUGAUUUAUGCAUGAACAUUUAGAAAUGACAGGCCAUUUUCCCUACACAGUUGGGUGCCAUUAAUAACCUGUGUGUUAAAAAGGGAAUAGGGUCAGAUGCUGUGUGAAGGGUGUACAGUCAGUAACGAACUCCUGUCAGCCACUUAGCCCGAUAGCCCGAUGCACGUAUGUUCUGCUGUGCCAGUGCCAUCUGGCGAGUGGGUGGGGAUGUUCUCGCCAGGGAUCACUGUGUUCCCUGGGAGUUUCAGCCCAGGUCGUGUUACUGUGAUACUUAUCAUGUGCGACUGAAAAGAUGGCAUUCCUGAACUGGGGUAACCAUGGCAGCAGAGACUUUGAUGGACAGGGAUGUAAAAGUCAAAUGGCUACCGUAUCUAGAUGAGACAACAAUAAGGGUGAACUAUUGUGUGUGCUUUCAGUGUUAGUGCUAUGACUAAGUAAGUUUGACUUUUGUAAUUUAGAUUUUGUAUUGUUUUGUAUUUACAUUAUUAUUCACUUUCGUUCCACUGUGGUUCACUCUGAACGCACCUUUAUUUGAUUGACACAUUGUAAUGACUCACUAGGUGGCUUUAACUUUUCUUCUGACUGGUUGGAAAAUACUUUUCAAGAAGUACUUUUCAAAUACUUUUAUUUUGCAACAUGUUUGAUUAGUGUGGUUAGAAUUUGGAAGAUGUCUAAUUUUCUGAUGAAUACUGAAAAUAUUUAAAAUAUUUUUUUUUUGUUUUUUUUUUAACUUAAUUGUAUUUAACAGUUUGGUUCAGUCUUGUGAAGCCUGGAUGUAACUAGUGCUGAAAUGGCUUGACUGAAGCCUAAUGAGGAGUUUCGAUGUAAUCAUUUAACUGACAUCAAUUGAUGCCAACAAUGUUAUGAGAUAGUUGAUAAUGAUCAUACUUACUUACAGUCAAAGCUCCAGGGAGUAUUUGCAAAGAGGGUGAGUUAUACAAGGAACAGACACACUUAGUAAAAUCACAAAAGUUUAAUCACUCAAGUCCCCUUGGAACAUCUGGGAAUCAAGAGCCUUGCUCAGGGGCAUACAUAUCACAGAAACAGGUGUCUCAUUGACUUCCUCAAACCACACUCUCCCUCCUUCUCCUUACACUCUGCAAUAUCCCCUCUCUUAGCAACUUAAAAUUGAAUGGAUAGUAUUUAUUGGCUUAUAAAAAAACUU